Molecule: messenger RNA, 222 nt
Organism: Lottia gigantea (owl limpet)
Lineage: Eukaryota; Metazoa; Mollusca; Gastropoda; Lottiidae
Exons: 2
Biological process (GO): negative regulation of DNA-templated transcription; regulation of transcription by RNA polymerase II
Cellular component (GO): histone deacetylase complex; transcription regulator complex
Molecular function (GO): transcription corepressor activity
Source: RefSeq, a predicted model, not a curated record
AAAAGUUUUAAUAACUCAAGUGCUUUAGCUAAACAUAGAUUAACUCACAGUGAAGAGAGGAAAUAUAUCUGUAAUGUUUGUCAUAAAGGUUUUAAAAGACAAGAUCAUUUAAAUGGACAUUUGAUGACACAUAGAGAAAAGAAGCCUUAUGAAUGUCAAGAAGAGAAUUGUGAGAAGAGUUAUUGUGAUGCAAGGUCACUACGCCGUCAUCUUGAAGGUCAC